Messenger RNA from Botrytis sinoallii, 1146 nucleotides. RefSeq lists its product as uncharacterized. Bases 1 to 1146 code for a protein of 381 amino acids. Lineage: Eukaryota; Fungi; Ascomycota; Leotiomycetes; Helotiales; Sclerotiniaceae. The transcript is spliced from 3 exons. The record is from RefSeq and is a predicted model, not a curated record.
AUGGACGACAAUAACCGUCGACGAAGGCAAAAUGAGCCGCCGUAUCCCCCUCAGGAUCCCAGAUAUACACCAGAUCAGAGUCAAGGCCGUGGAAUUCCAAAUUCCAUACCGGGUAGGUAUCGUCCCGGAGGGACAGGGUCGCCAUCAAUGAGCCGUGGAGUUGGACAAGCCCCAGCAUAUUCGUAUGGUGGCUACGAGCCAACCUCGAAUUUUUCGACAGGAAUUCCUCCAAAUCCCAUGCAAUACCCCUCCAAUUAUCCUUCGGAUCAAAGACAACAGCAAGGCUUCUCAGAUUACAAUACUGGGUUGAUGUACCCCAAUAACGUCACACAACAAACUCCACAAAAUAACAUUUAUGACGGUUCGCAAUUUCAGGGACGGCAACCUGCAUCAAUGCAAAUGAUACCCGAUGUGGCCGCCCCUUUCAUCCAAAAUGACCCAACCAGUACUCCGGCGACUCAAAAUUAUGCUUCCUCGAACUCGUCUACCCCAUAUCAACAACACCAGCAAAGCCCAGGAGACCGCACCACGUUGAUCCAACAAUCAUAUUCUGGAUCCGUAGGACUAGGCGCAAUGGCUCAAGCACCUGGAACGGCCGAUGGUAUGGACGCCGGAAACCUGCAGCCCCAAAAUCCACAUGUGAUGGAGGAAGCUUAUUUGACGUACCAGACUGCUCUCAAGCAGAUUUUCAAAAAUAUUAUUGAUCUUCGUCUUGCAGAAGCGGGCUCUUCUUUACUUGAAGUUUCUGAGUGGCUACUAGGACACGUAACAGAAUUGGGCCUCACUGUAGACGAAACUGCGCUUCAUGCCGAUCGCAUUCAACUAUGGAACGAAUUUAACGCGGCAUGGUUAAGCAUUUUCACCAGACAACACGACUUUCUUGAAUCCGGUCAGCGAAAACAGGAACAGCAAACGCUCAUGUCUUUGGAUUUUAUUAACAAAAUGGGAACCAACUUAACGCGACUGUGCGAUUCGGUCGAGAAAUAUGGUUUGGUGGAUUAUCAAUAUGGAGUCGGAGAGUCGCAAAUUAUUGAUAUUCUUUUGAGCUGCCAAAAACUCCAAGAAGAACUCGAAGCAUCCGGAGCCUCUAGCGGAGGCGCAUCCUCAUCGAUCGCAAACUCAAACGUCGGUCGUGCGCCACCAUGA